This is a messenger RNA of Alternaria atra, 1254 nucleotides long. RefSeq lists its product as uncharacterized. Gene Ontology annotation, molecular function: cyclin-dependent protein serine/threonine kinase activity; RNA polymerase II CTD heptapeptide repeat kinase activity; ATP binding. The transcript has a single exon. Gene Ontology annotation, biological process: positive regulation of transcription by RNA polymerase II; protein phosphorylation. The record is from RefSeq and is a predicted model, not a curated record. NCBI's taxonomy places the organism in Eukaryota, Fungi, Ascomycota, Dothideomycetes, Pleosporales, Pleosporaceae. Bases 1 to 1254 code for a protein of 417 amino acids. Gene Ontology annotation, cellular component: cytoplasm; transcription factor TFIIK complex; transcription factor TFIIH holo complex.
AUGGCAUCACCAGCUGUCUUGAGCCCACGACCGAAUCCGCCUGGAGCGCCAUUUCAGGAUGCGACCAAGGCCAGAACACUCGCGCUCCCAAGCCACACCACGAAGCCUACAAAGUCACCCGUGGUGCCACCGACGGCCCCAUUAGCAGGAGACAGCGGCAUGGACCUCGCAGAGCAGAUGAAUGAUCGGAUCCGCAACCAGUUCGUCAUGGGCAAGAAACUAGGAGAAGGUACAUAUGCGGUAGUCUUUCAGGCCCACUACGUCAACAACCCCAAGAAGCUCGUCGCAAUCAAGAAGAUCAAGCUCAACGCCGAGUACCCCAACGGAAUCGCCCCCGACGCCCUUCGCGAAAUGCAGUUCCUCUUUGAAAUAAAUCACCCCAACGUCAUCAAACUACACGACGUAUUUUCAAGCAAAGAUCAAAACCUGUCCUUCGUACUCGAACAUUUGCCUCUGGGAGACUUGGAGCAGCUAUGGAAGAAUAAGGAGAUCACAUAUACAAAGGCAGACAUUAAAUCUUGGAUGAACAUGCUGUGUCAGGGAAUCUGGUUCUGCCACGAGAACUUUGUUCUGCAUCGCGAUAUCAAGGGUAGCAACGCCUUGAUCGCCGCUGACGGAACCGUCAAGCUUGCUGAUUUCGGUCUUGCGCGGAGUUUCGCCGAUCCGGGAACGAAGAUGACUACCAUGGUCAUUACACGCAUGUACCGUCCAUUGGAGUUGCUAUAUGGUUGUUCACAUUAUGGUGGCACGGCCGAUAUGUGGAGUAUCGGUGUCUUGAUGGCGGAACUGUGCAUUCGCAACUGGUUUCUCUAUUCCGACACGGAUAUUCAACAAGUCGCCGUUAUCUGCGAGAAGUUUGGAACGCCGACCGAAGAGACAUGGCCGGGUGUUUCUUCACUCCCGUACUAUGUCGCGCCCGACAAACAAACCGGCCCACAAGGCUCUACAGCUUUCAGGCAGAUACGUCCUCGUGUUUGGUGGAAACAACAGUUCUCCACAUUGGGAGAUGACGGAUGCGAUUUCAUCAGAGGCCUAUUGACCUUGGACCCAAUGAAGAGGUACACUGCCCGGAAAGCGCUAGAGGAUAAAUGGUGGACCAACGCACCCCGGCCCACGAAGAAAGAAAACUUACCUAAAGAAGGCGGUGGGGCAAAGGCUAUGGGCGAGGAUCUGAAGCGGAGAGGAGGAGAAACACCUACCAAUGGUCGCGCGGACAAGGUAGCAAGAAAGCUUGACUUUGGCUCCAUGGGGUAG